This is a messenger RNA of Racocetra persica, 186 nucleotides long. NCBI's taxonomy places the organism in Eukaryota, Fungi, Glomeromycota, Glomeromycetes, Diversisporales, Gigasporaceae. The record is from the annotation of a GenBank genome assembly.
CACCAAGUCAUUAGGGCAUUAUUACGAAUCCAGGAGGAUGAUCAAAUUGAUAUUUGGCAGCAAAAAAUCGAUAAACUUCUUGAGUAUAUAAUUGAUUUGCCAGAUUUAAUUCUUACAAUAUUUAUAGAUAUAAUUAAAAAGGUUGCCCAAGAACAACUUAAUCAACCAAAAUAUUUAAAAAUGUGA